UGAUAAACAGAAUUAGUAGACACAUAAAGUUUAGAGAAGGGUAGUCUUGAGUUUACUUUAUAAAGCACAUUCAGUGAUCAUUCAGCCACGACGCCUUAAACAAUCUUCUUUAUCAUAAGCUAGCAUUGUUAGUACUAAUUUUACCACACAAAUGGAUCCAGCGCUUGCAGAAAUGCAUUCCACCACCAUGGCCUCACUAUCUAACGACGUUUCUGAUUUCUCCCCACUGGCUCGUAAUAAUGACAACUGGGACGAUCCUGUGCAGGCCGUUCCAGGUGCCAAGCUACGUGUGAUGUGCAGUUACGGGGGACACAUAAUCCCCCGUCCACAUGACAAAACUCUUUGUUAUGUUGGUGGAGAAACGCGGAUGGUGGUAAUGGAACGCAUGUCAUCACUCUCUGACCUCUCUUCAAGGCUCUCGCGGACACUCCUCCAUGGCCGCCAAUUUCAGCUCAAGUACCAACUCCCAAAUGAAGAACUUGACUCUCUUGUGUCAAUUUCAACGGACGAGGACUUGGAGAACAUGAUUGAUGAGUAUGACAGGAUAGCCUCUGCUUCAUCAAUGAAAUCCUUGAGAAUUCGCUUGUUUUUGUUUUUGGCAAAGCCUGAGACCACAGCUUCUAUGGGAUGCCUACUCAAUGAUGCGAAGUCUGAGACUUGGUUCGUAGAUGCCCUUAAUGGAGCUGGAUUAAUACCUAGAGUCCUGUCAGAUUCAGCUGCCAACACAGAAAACUUAUUAGAAUUCUCUGACCAAGUUGUAAAUAACAAUGAUUGUGGGGAAAAUGUGUUCUCCCCAAAAAAUCCUUUAGGAGGUAGCAGACGAGUCGAAUACGUGCAAGAUGCACAGUCAAGUAUGCUUGGAUCACCAGCGGUACUGGAAACAAACUCUUCAUUUGGAUCAAGCUCUUCUUCUCCUUCCAUGUCCAACUUGCCACAUAUUCGAGUUCGUGCUGACAAUGAUGAAGCUAGAUUGCAAGAUCAAAUGGCUGGAUUGGAUGAACAAUUUUCACAACUGAACACUACUAGUGCUGCUGUAACUCUUCAGAAUCAAGUUGAUGGGACUGUGAUGUUAUCUGCUCCUCCUCCUCUCCCCGUGGUUAUUACUACAACUAUUUCUAGUGAGAAUGAAAAUCGGGUUGUUGUUGAUGAGGAUAAAUCGGAUCAGGGGGGCUCAACACGGUUUAGGAAACCUCCACUGCCCCUGCAGCCUGUGCAGCGAAGACUUGGUCAUGAUGCUUACAAUUUGCCCUCACCAGAUUCCAUAGCGAGUGAUACUAGCAUUGCAUCAGCAAGUUCUCUUUCAAGAAGGUCUCAAGAGCCAACUCAAGUUGCCACAAGGGAAGUCACUAGGCCUGUAGCCAAUGGAAUAGUUAGUCCAAACAGCACCACUUCAGACUCAAGUUCUCAGAUCCAGGUGCAGCAAGUUCCAGCUCAAGUGUAUAUUCCACCGCAGCAGCAGCAGCAGCAGCAACAGUAUCUUCACCCAGGCACGCAUUAUCUCCAACAAACCACAACAGGUCAAGUACAAGUCCCGGCAUACUACCCCGUUUAUGCUCCCCCUACACAGCCUCAAUAUCAUCAACAAGUUGAUCAACAACAAUACUCAAUGUAUGUGAUGCCUGUCCAGCAAACUCAACAAUACAACAUGACUAUUCAACCCAGUGUGCCAGACUCAACUAUAGCAUCAGACUCAAAUUAUACACAAAAUUCACCCGUAGUUGCACCCUCUGCUACUAAAUCAACCCUAGUCCAAGUUCAGCCAAAUCAAUAUCAGCCGCAAUACAUUAAUGUCUCACAAAUGCCUUAUGCCACCCAGUCUCCUGCUCCGGCUAUUAACUAUGCUUAUGAAUAUGCACAACCAACACAUGAGCAAGUAUUCUAUACUCAGAAUCCAGCUUCUCAGCUGCCUCCACCUCCUCAGUAUCAAACUAUGACACCCGCAACUGCGAUGUUUCUGUCACAAGCUUCAGUCCAGCAGUCUGCAGACAAUGCAAACCAGCAGAUCAGAUGAACAGGAAUUGUCAAAUUUAUGUCUGAAAAUAAUUACUGAUGAAUGUCUGAGUCCUAAUUGUAGUUUGUAUUUUCUGUUUAAUAAGGAGUAAUGCUGUUGUCCUCGUGUCAUUAUUUUAAAAUUUUAUGUUUCAGUUUAUAUGGAUCA
This is a messenger RNA of Daucus carota subsp. sativus, 2158 nucleotides long. RefSeq lists its product as uncharacterized. Gene Ontology annotation, molecular function: protein binding. The record is from RefSeq and is a predicted model, not a curated record. NCBI's taxonomy places the organism in Eukaryota, Viridiplantae, Streptophyta, Magnoliopsida, Apiales, Apiaceae. The transcript has 2 exons. The coding region runs from base 152 to 2011 and encodes 619 amino acids.